Molecule: messenger RNA, 3206 nt
Organism: Cuscuta campestris
Lineage: Eukaryota; Viridiplantae; Streptophyta; Magnoliopsida; Solanales; Convolvulaceae
Source: the annotation of a GenBank genome assembly
GGAAGGGGUGGGGGAUAUAUGGGGUAGCAUUUUUCAUUUUGAAAACCCAAAACUUCCACUUCCCGCCCAGUCAAAAGCUUUAUUUUUAUCCGGUCUCACUUUGUCGCAGGCCAUAAAAAACCGAACCAAAUAGUGAUAUUGAGAGAGGGGCCGUAGAAAACGAAUGCCGACGUCUUCAUUUCGCCGGGUAAAAGAGCGCGGCGGCGCUGGUAGUAAGUUAGGGGCUCCGGCCACAUCUAUGGCGGGGACAAAGAUUUCCAAAACCCUUACGCCACUUUCCCAGAAAUCCGGUGUCGGCGGUUGCGACGCCGGCGGGGAGAGUCUCCGGAGAUCCAGCGGGAAAGAGAACCCGAGACCCACUUCUCGGGUCCGGGCGGCAACGGCGUCGUCUAUGCAGAACAAGAAGCCAACGCUCCGAGCCAUGCCUCGGAUCGACAAGUCAUCUGCGUCUUCAAUUGACAGCGGGGAAUCACGCGCAGAGCCACGGGCGCGCUGGUCUACUUCGUCCGUUCCCAGAGGUAGGAGUUCUAGCCCAUCUGAAUUCAGAAAGAAUUUGUCGGAUUUACGAAAAUGCCCUAGGGUUUCUAGAGUUUCAGGGGAGCAAAGUAAAGCAACCGCCGGUGAUAAAUCUGGAGCGGAGCAAAAUAGUGAUUUUUUGGAGAAAUGUGAUGUUAAAUCGGAAAUAAGUGGAAAAUUGGGUUCGAAAGCUUCAAAGUUUUGUGAUGACAAGGAUAAAGAUGCUAUUUUUAGCUCGGAUUUGAAAAAAUCAAACUUUGCUGCUUACAGAAUGCAGGCUAAUUUAGAUUCUGAUUCAAAAAAUCGAUCUUGGGAUGAGGGAAAGGUGAAAUCUUGUGCUGAAAAGAGCUCAAAUAGUGUUGAAUCAGGUUCAAAAGAUUUGAGAAUGCUGACCAAAUCGAGCAGUUUGAAAGAGAAGGGUGUCAAAGAAGAAGGGAAGAGUGGUCUGUGUGCUAAUAAGUACCCAAGUAAGCUUCACGAAAAACUUGCAUUUUUGGAAGGGAAGGUCAAAAGGAUUGCUUCUGAUAUCAAAAGGACUAAGGAGAUGCUAGAUACGAACAAUCCUGAUGCAUCAAAGUUGAUACUCUCUGAUAUCCAGGAGAAGAUUUCUGGAAUAGAGAAGGCAAUGUGCAGAGUUGAAGAAGUUGGGACACUAGGGGGUUCAAGAAGUCAAAAUGAUGAGAGGAAGGCUCAAGAAUUUGUGAAUAUGGAUGUGAAAAACGAGGUUGAAAGGAAAAGAUUUGGCAGUGGAUUGAACGCCGAGGAGUUGGAGGCAAGAUUGUUUCCUCACCACAAGCUGCUUAGAGAUAGAGCGUCCAUGAAUGCAUCUGGAUCAACCUCCAAAGGUCAGCAACUGAAAGAUGAGUUUUUGACUAAUGAAUCAAUCAAGAAAGAGAAGCCCGUUGGUCCAGUUGAUCAAAACCCCAUAGCAAUAGAGUUCUUGGCUUCUAUGAAUAAGGAGCAACCCAAAGCCACUACUCAAGUUGAGAAUGCUGAUUUUGAGAUGAUGGAUGCCCAAGAUGUGGAUGAUGUCGUUAAUCCAUCAAUACAAGAUUCUUCCAUGGAAGUUAUCAACGAGACAAAUAAUAUUGAUGAUAUGCUAACUAGUGAUGAAAAACUUAAUGAAUUUGAGGAUCAAGAGAACACCCCCUCAAUUAACAUAGAGGACGACACUGAGGACAAUAGCAUGUAUCAGUUAAAUGAGAUUGGGCAUAAGACCUCAACUGGCGGAUGGUUUGUGUCUGAGGGAGAAUCGGUGCUUCUUGCACAUGAUGAUGGUUCGUGUACCUUCUAUGAUAUUGUGCAUUGUGAGGUGAAAGCUGAGUAUAAACCUCCACUUUGUGUUAUGCCACAUAUAUGGCAAGACUGUUGGAUUGUCCGUGCUCCGGGUGCAGAUGGUUGUUCAGCAAAAUAUGUCGUGGCAGCGUCUGCAGGGAAUUCUAUAAACUCUGGUUUUUGCUCUUGGGACUUUCAUAGCAGAGAUGUGAGAGCUUCUCACUUUGAGGAUGGCUCUUCUACCAUCACUGCCACAAGUACAAGAACUGCGCUUGCACCCAUAUCCAAUAACACUAUGCGCAGAAGAAAUUCGUUGUCAACAGUUGUGCCUACUGAAAAUCCACAGUGGUGGUAUAAACCAUGCGGUCCACUCAUCAUAGCAGCUGCUAGUUGUCAAAAAAUGGUCAGAGUAUAUGACAUUCGUGACGGGGAACAUGUGAUGGAAUGGGGUUUGUCUAAGCCCUUGUUGGGAAUGGACCAUUCAAGUCCUUUGCAAUGGAGGAGCAGAGGGAAAGUAGUUAUGACCGAGACGGAUGGUAUUUCUUUGUGGGAUGUGAACUCAACUAGUCCUCAAGCUUUGCUGUCCGUUUCUUCUUCUGGACGGAAGAUAUCUGCACUUCAUGUGAGUAACACAGAUGCUGAAUUGGGUGGAGGAGUUCGACAAAGAGUGAGUUCGUCGGAGGCAGAAGGAAACGAUGGCUUCUUCUGCACUUCAGAUGCCAUCAAUGUCUUAGAUUUUCGCCAUCCAUCCGGCAUUGCCCAGAAGAUACCCAAAGUUGGUGUGAAUGUGCAGUCUGCAUUCUCUAGGGGAGACUCAAUCUACCUCGGCUGCACAACUUUGAAAUCAGCCAUUAAACGGCAGUUCUGUUCCCAGAUCCAGCAGGUCUCAUUGCACAAGCCGGGUGUUCUGAACACGUACCCAUUGCCCGAAUCAUCUGCUCACUCUCAUCACAGUGCUUUAGCACAGGUUUGGGGGAACUCAAAUCUUGUCAUGGGAGUUUCUGGGCUCGGCCUGUUUGUAUUUGAUUCAUCCAAGAAGGAUGACAGGUUCCAGCCCUCUGGCUUGGAUCAAACAGAUGACACUAAUCUGCCACAAAUGAUUGGUCCCGACGACUUGUUUUCGCCUUCUUUUGAUUUCUUGGCAUCUCGGGUUCUCUUGAUAUCACGCGACCGACCCGCUCUUUGGAGGUACUUGUUUUAGGGACUGCUUUGGCCUUUUGGAUUCAACAUUCUUAGAUUGCUCCUUUUUUUUUUCUUUCUAAAUUUGUUAGUGUGUGGCAUUUUCUUGUUGCCUUUCUACAUGACUGAACAAGAUGGAUGUUCCUGCUGGGUUUUUUCCUAGUAAAAGUUCCGGUUUUCUAGGUGUGCUUAUGAAUGUUAUUGUGAUGUACAUUAGAUAAACAAGAUAUGGGAUC